Apus apus (common swift) is the source of this 5053-nucleotide messenger RNA. RefSeq names its product solute carrier family 25 member 36 (gene SLC25A36). The record is from RefSeq and is a predicted model, not a curated record. Lineage: Eukaryota; Metazoa; Chordata; Aves; Apodiformes; Apodidae. Gene Ontology annotation, cellular component: mitochondrion. The transcript is spliced from 7 exons. Gene Ontology annotation, molecular function: pyrimidine nucleotide transmembrane transporter activity. The coding region runs from base 65 to 1006 and encodes 313 amino acids. Gene Ontology annotation, biological process: pyrimidine nucleotide import into mitochondrion.
GCGCGGGGCGGCGGGUCCCGGCACCGCUCCCUGCUUCCCUGCGGGGCGCGGGCAGGCGGCGAGGAUGAGCCAGAGGGACACCCUGGUGCAUCUCUUCGCUGGCGGAUGUGGAGGUACUGUUGGUGCAAUUCUGACAUGUCCACUGGAAGUUGUGAAAACACGGUUGCAGUCCUCCUCUGUGACUCUCUACAUCUCUGAAGUCCAUCUCAACACUGUGAAUGGUGCUAGUGUCAACCGGGUAACGAGAGUUUCUCCUGGACCUCUCCAUUGUUUGAAGAUGAUCUUGCAAAAUGAAGGUCCUCGUUCUCUGUUCAGAGGGCUGGGUCCUAAUUUAGUAGGUGUUGCUCCUUCCAGAGCAAUAUAUUUUGCUGCUUACUCAAACUGCAAGGAAAAGUUGAACAAUAUUUUUAAUCCAGAUUCUACCCAGGUACACAUGAUUUCAGCUGGUGUGGCAGGUUUUACUGCAAUUACAACAACUAAUCCCAUUUGGCUGGUAAAGACACGAUUACAGCUUGAUGCAAGGAAUCGUGGAGAAAAACGCAUGAGUGCUUUUGAAUGUGUCCGAAAAGUUUAUCAAUCAGAUGGUGUUAAAGGCUUUUACAGAGGAAUGUCAGCAUCUUAUGCAGGCAUAUCUGAGACUGUUAUUCAUUUUGUUAUUUAUGAGAGUAUUAAGAGAAAACUACUGGAGUAUAAGACUGCUUCUGCUAUGGACAAUGAGGAUGAAUCAGCAAAAGAAGCUUCGGACUUUGUUGGCAUGAUGAUGGCUGCUGCCACUUCCAAAACUUGUGCAACAUCAAUAGCAUAUCCCCAUGAGGUUGUACGAACAAGAUUAAGAGAAGAGGGAACAAAAUACAGAUCAUUCUUCCAGACACUAUCUUUGCUUGUGCGAGAAGAAGGGUAUGGAUCCCUCUACCGAGGUUUAACUACACAUCUUAUCAGACAGAUUCCAAACACAGCUAUCAUGAUGUCAACCUAUGAAGUGGUAGUCUACUUGCUCGAUGGAUAGCAGCGUGACAAGGCUAUCUAGAAGAAGGUGGAAGAUGGAAAGACUGGAGUGGACCACUGAAUGUCAAUGCCAAUGUCGUGGGCAAAAGGAAAGGUGUAUCAGGAGUAUGCAGCUAUGGACAAAACAAAAGGUUGAUUGUGGAGAACUCUGAAUAAUUUUGCUGCCUUAUUGUAUGGUCUCUUGGCAGUGUGUCAAAUGGAAACUGUCCCUUAGGAAAUGCCUUUAUACAUCUCUUGAUUUGAAAUUGUUCCUUUCUUUUCAUCUGUUAAUCCAGACAGGGUCAUUCAGUCAUUUUCAGGGACCUGAUGGGUGAGAGGGGAGAACAUAAAAUAUACUCUUGGGGCAGCAUUACUCACUUCUCUUAGUGAUUGUUCUCAACUACAUCCUUUUAUUCUGUUUUACUGCACAGUGACCUGCUGAAAGAAUGGGCAGGACAGUACUUCCAUACUUUUCCAUGCCUAAAACUUCCAUUCAGUAGCUCUGAAGACUCAAAGAGACUGAGGUAGUAGUUAGUGUGUGAAGUUUUCCAUGUUGCUACCUCAUGACAAAAUAUGGUGCAGGGACCCUGAACAGAGUUAUUUCUUCACAAAAAAAAAGGUGAUGUUUGCUUUUGUUUUGGGGUUAAUUUUUUAAAGUUUGAGCAGUGUUGUAGGUUAGGGAGAGAGGAUCUGAUUGUUGAACUCUUCAGGUUAUCAAUCUGUUAAUAUCAGUGUACGUGGAUUUCUAGUUCUGCUGCAUCAUCCUUUUUCUUUUCUGGAACUUUUCCUCCUUAAGUAAGAAAGACCUAUUAAAUGUUCUCCUAUAUAAUGAUUUUUCCUUGCCAACCUCUCAGGUUGCUCACACAGCUAAGGAAGAACUUGCUCAAUGUUACUUCAUAGCCUUUUUAAGGAUUCCUCACAUGAUGAGAAAUCUCAAGUAGUCCAACCUGCCAUUGGUGGAAACGGGAUUCACUCAAAAUAGUUUUCUGCCACCUAAGAACAAGUUGUAUUACCCUAAGAUGUCUGCCAAAUCCUGACUUGGAUCACCAGUAUCUGUAUGGGUGUAAAGGGGGCAAACACAUGUCACCAGAAAGCAGAAAACAGUUGUGAUUAAUCUUUUCAGUGCAAAUGGCCUCUGUGGAGAAUGAUAGAGAAAACUGUGAUUGAGAUUUUCUUGUAAGCAUUCCCAUUAAUAAUUGCUGUAUUACUUCUUCCAACUUGAGCCUGUGUACUGAACUGCAGCUCAUAGUAUAACCUUGUCCUCCAAUUGUCUGAAUAUUCAGGCAUUGUUUUUGUUGUUCUGUAAGCCAGUUGCAAAACAAUGCAUUGCAUUCAGCAGUGAGCUAAUUUAUUCUGUCAUAAGUUACAGGACUUUGCAAAACCAUACAGCUGGAGUGUCAAAAUCAGAAGCUUAAUGUUACCAGUAACUUGUACAGCUUUCCAAACAGGUAUCUUUUAUCUGCACCUUGAGUACUUCUUGGUCUGCAUCCUUACAAGAUCCUUACAAGGAAGAUGACCAUUAUAAAUUGAGGGCAAUAGCUUUCUAUAUAUAAAUGCUGCUACACUGGUAUGUUCAGAACUGUGCUAUCAACUCUUCCAGUGUGGUGCUUCAGUACACUUGAACUGUGCAGUAUGUGCAAUGAAUGGCUUUAUUUUAUGAAUGACUCCUUAUGCACUUUGUGGCCUUCUUAUGGCUUAUGAACUUUCUUCCUCUUCCUGGUUAUCUGUAGCCAAACUGUGUUCAAAGCAGUUUGAUUUUAUACAGAGCAUGUGGUUUCAUUUCCAUGUCUGCUGUGCAGGAUAAACUAUUUUGUGCUGUAGAUCCAUAGCACCUCUGUUGCAGUAGUUCUGUAGGCUGCAUGUAAAAACUCAAAGCUUACAGAAUAAGCAGUCUGCUUUUCUCUCAUGCUUUCCUUUAUUUUGACCCUUGUCGUGUUCUCCACGCAGUGUCAAAGUAUUUGAGUAUUUUGUGUAAUUCUAAUCCUUCUAAAAGCCACCUAGAGAACAUACAGUGACCUUGCAGUGGAGGUUUAGUUGUAUUGACUUCCUUCUCCUUGGAAAAUGUUAUCUUACCUUUUAAAGACAGUGUGGUCUGUGAUGUGACCAAAGGUGGACUUGAUUAUUUUAAAGAAGUGAAGAGAGUGCAGAAAUCUGUGUUUAAGUGGGCUUUUUUGACUCUGACCUGAGUCUUGCUGUGAUGCCAUUUUUAGAUAACUGAGUGCAGGAAUAGCUACUUAUAGUAAUUUUAGUUCAGGCUAUCGGGAUUAUUCAGUCAUAGCCAAAAUGUAAAUUGGCAAAGACAAUAUUCAGCUUUGGAAUUUAUGAAUACAGUUAGCCCUUUGAUUACCCUAAGCUUGGUGAAGAGUUACUCUCCUGUUUAUUGGAUAUGUUCUCCCUUAGUUACAUGUUCAUCUCCCAUUAAUUCACUGGAUACCAUGUGUGUGCCUUGUUUGUGCCAGACCCCCCCUGGAAUGUAGUAAAAAAAAUGUUAACAAGGGCAAUUGAAUAUGGGAGACAACAGCUAAAAAUAGACAAUCAGCUUAUUGUUCUACCUUUUUAAUGGGUGUUUAAGGAAUGCUUUAAACUUAAGGACUGAUCUUUCUGGCUUGCUUUACGUAACAAAACAAAACCCCAAAGUUUUGUGGCAUUUUUUUGUCACCUUCAAACUACGAAGUUACCUCUUAAGUAUUUCCCAAAGAUGUUUAAAUUAUUUGUUUUUCUUCAUUAUAAAAACUCAAAGGGAAUAAGAAGAUGCUAUGUUCAGUAAUAUCUUGAACUACAGAACUUGAAAGGGGUGCAUUUAAACUUUCUUGUAACUUAGAUGGUCAGCUUGAUUUAUAUUUGAAGGUAGUGUAUUUAUGUCACACUUUUUUCUGUGCUAGAGGCAAUGGUCUUGGAUGUCUGAAAUACCAAGUAACUAGUUUCUUUAUAUUUCCCUUGCCUAGAUGAAACUUUAAAUCUUACUGCAAGCCUAUUUGGGAAGCACUGAGGCUGCAGUUUUCCGAAGCAGUCAGAAGAUGGCACUGGAGCAUGCAUUCAUCAGAGGGAAAAGGGACUUCUGCCAGGGCCUGUUAGUGUGCACUGGUUGUCACUGUCUGUGGCAUACUGGGGGGACAUGGCAAGUGGCCCGAGUUAGAAAAGCCAUAAAAGUAUAUUUCAGUGAAUAUAGUCACAUUUCUCCGCCCCUUUGUUAUCCAUUCAGUCCCUGUAGAGCUGUGUAAAAACAGGUGAGUUAUGUAUUUCAGAGGGCUGAGCUCAGCCUCCCAGCUGACUGAUAGAUCUGUUUCUGUCUGAGUUCCUGGUCUGUUAGCCUGUAUUGUUUUAAGUAGGUUUACACUUGGGUUUUAUGGAGUUUUGAUUAUUUUAAUUAUAACUGAAACUUCAACCUGUCCACUUGUAUAUUGACAUUACACCUGUCUAGUUCCCUGUUUACAUAAUGCACUCCAUAUAUUUCCUUUCUGAUUGAAGUGUUUGUUAAUGACAAUUUCUGCUAUUGUUUUUGUUCUUAUAAGGACAUUUGUAACAUUCCUCAGACUGUAGCAUUUAAAAAAAGUCCUUCCAGAGACAAAAGAUUGGAGAGCCUUUAUAAAUGUUGCUUCCUGUUUAAAUUCCUAUUUGAAUUUGGAAAACAAGCUGAACACUGAAGUGUGCCUAGGUAAUUGUACUACUUUUUUUUCAACAUUCUGUCUGUUAAAACAAGCUCUGUCAGUUUUGAGUUGUAUUUAAGAGAGUCUGCCUACCCUGCAUAUGUGAACAUAAUGAUGCGCUCGGAGUCAUAGCUAAACACUCACAAGUGACAGUGAGGACACUUCAGUGCUUGUGUGAGGUUUGCUAUUAUUCUUGCAUACGUGCCAUUGGCUGUAAACUAUGUGCAUUUACUCUGUAUUUAUAUAGUUAACUUUUUUGUUUGGAUUGCUUUAAAUUUCAAAGUAAAUUAAAACUUUGUGCUUCUAUUUGAAUGUUGCCUUCUGUGCUAAACUGUACAUUAUUUGUAACCUUCUGAUUUUUCUAUUAUUGAUAAAUACCAGUGCCUGGACAGUUGUGAUUAAAAAUAAGCAAUUCAUUAGGA